Molecule: messenger RNA, 2980 nt
Organism: Zeugodacus cucurbitae (melon fly)
Lineage: Eukaryota; Metazoa; Arthropoda; Insecta; Diptera; Tephritidae
Gene: Gdap2
Product: protein GDAP2 homolog
Exons: 15
Coding region: 489-2099 (536 amino acids)
Source: RefSeq, a predicted model, not a curated record
UGCUUGUCAAAUAGCUUAGCUCAGUUCCAAUUCUCACGCUCGCCCAGCCGAUUGGUUGUACGGUUCAAGAAGUAGCAGAAAACAAAGAGUAAAGCAAAAAAAAAACUUAUUGUAGUUAGUAGAACGUUGAGGCGCGUUUGAGAAAUAUUGUAAAGCAUUGACUAAACGCUUAGUAGAAAGUACCCACCAAAUAGUAGCCGCCGCAGAAUACCCACAGUUACUAUUUAACAAAAUUUAUUAGUAAAAAAAAAACAAUUGCAAUAAAAAUAAUAAUAAUAAUAAAAUUUAAUCAAAUUAAAAGUGCAUAAAACUUAACUAAUAAUAAUUAAGACGUGUGUAGCCAUCAAGUGAACACCAAAAUUUGCAUACAACUGUUGGAGACUGCAGUAACCCACGAAGAGGAGAGCAGGCGUUAGAACGAGAUUUUACAACUUUAGCUAUUUUUAGCCGCAACGCAGACAUUUAGAUAACUGUACGUAUAAGAAGACAUGCGCCUUGAUUCCAAUUCCAAUGAGGAUUGUAAGACGUCGUCAGACUCGACAUUGUGCAAAGUAAAAUUUGACACACUCUCAGUCUGGGGUGGCUCAGAGAAGACAGAUACCCGUCUGCCAAUAACGGAUUACUCCACUUUGGGGGGACCACGUCACAAUUGCAGUCCAUUUCCGUUAUCAAAAGAUGUUAAUAAUCGCUUUUUAUUGUGGGAUGGCGAUGUAACCACACUCGAAGUGGACGCCAUCACAAAUAUUAUCGAGGAGACACAAAACGAGACUAAUCCACUUGCCGAACGCAUUUAUGCCGCUGCCGGUAAUCAAUUGAAAGAAGAAUUAAGCAAUAAUCUAAAAGAGUGCCGAACUGGUGAGGUGUGCGUUACGCGUGGCUACAAUUUACCAGCCAAAUUUGUGAUACACACCGUCGGACCAGCUGUUAAGGAGACAUUCAAAAGUGCUGCUGAAAGUACAUUGCAUUACUCUUACAGAAAUGCUUUGUACAAAGCUAAAGAACUAAAUCAACGUACAAUCGCUAUCAGCAACUUAAGUGCCAAUCAGAGUAGUUUCCCAGCCGAUUUAGCUGCCCACAUAGCAUUGCGUACAAUUCGUCGAUUUUUAGAUAAAUAUCAAACGCAAAUUGUGAUAUUGUGUGUUAGCGCACACGAACGUGGCAUUUAUGAAGUGCUAGCGCCGCUUUACUUUCCACGCGAUCACCUCGAGGAGCGUAGCGCACUGUGGCAAUUGCCAAAGGAUAUUGGUGGUGAAUUUGGUGAACCACAAAACACGGACCGACAAAUACGUAUCAUUCGUAAUCCACAGCAUAGCGUACUAAUGAGACACGCUGACGACGAUUCGGACAACAGCCCACACGAUAUGGAAGGCAACAAUUCGGACUUAGAGAGCGGCUUUGCCGACAUGAACGGCGUGAGCCUGAACAGUUACGGCGGCAUCACAUCGUCAGCCUAUUCCCAGAUGCAGAUCGAUUUGGACAGACAACAUUUAUUGGGCAAUCGAAAUCACGUUGUUGAGAGUGUUAUUGCCGAUGGCCUCGAAGGCCUGGAACAUCAAGAAAGAUAUGAACGCCUCUUACAUCGCGCCCAGAUUGAAGAUCUUACAGAAGUCUCCGGCAUUGGUUGCCUGUAUCAGAGCGGCGUUGACCGUUUGGGCCGACCAGUUGUCGUGUUUUGCGGCAAAUGGUUCCCAGCACACAAUAUCGAUUUGGAGAAAGCACUUUUGUAUUUGAUAAAACUUUUGGAUCCCAUCGUUAAGGGCGAUUAUGUAAUUGCGUACUUCCAUACUUUGACUUCAACAAAUAACUAUCCAUCGCUUCACUGGUUGCGUGAAGUAUACAGUAUAUUACCAUACAAAUACAAGAAAAACCUGAAGGCCUUCUAUAUUGUGCAUCCAACAUUCUGGACAAAGAUGAUGACCUGGUGGUUCACAACAUUCAUGGCGCCCGCCAUUAAAGCCAAGGUACACUCACUUCCCGGUGUCGAGCAUUUAUACUCCGCCAUAUCCAAGGAUCAAUUAGAGAUACCCGCAUAUAUCACCGAAUACGAUAUGACGAUUAACGGUCUGCAUUACUUUACGCCGAUGCCGACACCAUCAUAGAUAACAAUUGUUACCAUCUAGUCGUACAUAUUACAAGUUCCAGUCUAAAAGCAUAGCGACAACAACAACAAUAUGAUGAGAAAACAACAAUAAGCGCCUAAUACAAUACAUGCAAAAACAAAAACAAAAUGUUAAAAAACUAAAACUGUGACUAACAAUCCGUUGAAAAGCUGAAUGUUGUACCUACUGACAUACAAACACACACACACUCACAUGCAUACUAACAAAUACAUACAUCAAUCAGUGCGUACUAAAACUAGAUAUACUCGUACAUAUGUUUUGUCAAUGAAAUUAUGCUGCAUAUAAGUAAAUACAAAAUAGACUAAUGUUUGGCAUAUUAUAUGCUAUAUAUACAUACAUACAUACACACAUACUUACUUACAUACAUAUACAUAUACAUACAUAUAUAGUGAGCGAUGCUGAUUUAUAAAUAUUUGAAACGAGUAAUUAUUGUAAAGUUAUUGCAAUUAUGAAACGAGAGUAUUGUUAAUAAAAAAAGCUAAAAAAAUUGUUAUUCUGUGCGAAAAAAAAAUGUUUAGCUAACUAGAUUUUCAAAAAAAUUAUAUAUAUAUACAUAAAAAACAUAAAAAAUAAUAUUAUAAUAGCAACAAAAAAAUAUUAAUUUAAAUUAGUAACUGAAACGUACAGUAGUUAUGUAGCACAGCUAGAAAAAAAUAAUUGAUGAGCUGAAAAAAAUUGUAGAUUUACUUAGAUUUGACAACAACAAAGUGAAAAAUGUGAAAACAAACAACAAGAAAAACAACAACAAAUGUUCUUAUGAUGAGCAUAUAUAGUUAAUUAGAACAAUUCGGUCGAUUAGGAACGUUUUUCGAAAAUUCAUGCUGCUAGCAAUAAAUGCACUUAUUUACAACAAAAAAAAA